Molecule: messenger RNA, 1180 nt
Organism: Oryctolagus cuniculus (rabbit)
Lineage: Eukaryota; Metazoa; Chordata; Mammalia; Lagomorpha; Leporidae
Product: olfactory receptor 6C4
Biological process (GO): G protein-coupled receptor signaling pathway
Cellular component (GO): membrane
Molecular function (GO): G protein-coupled receptor activity; olfactory receptor activity
Source: RefSeq, a predicted model, not a curated record
CUCACUUAAAACCAAACAUAAAAUGAAGUCCACUGCCCAGGUCAUUUGGUCAUCUAUGAUUAAUGAAAUAAAGUUCUCUGUGCUUCAGCCAUGAAACUGCAAGAUACCUCUUUAAUAAGUAAAAACUAUUCUCAUUUACUAAAUAAACAAGUGCAAUUGCCCUGGACAUUGUGUGUUUGAUGAAUUGAAGUUCUCCUUUCUUCUCCUGUGAUGCUGAAAAAGGUCAGGAUGAGCUGAUGAAGGAGUUAAAAACCUGAUGAUGUGGGUUAGAAGGAACAGGACUGCAGUCCAGGAGUUCAUCCUGGAGGGCUUCCCUGCUGUCCAGCACCUGGGGAAAAUCUUAUUCCUGGUGCACCUGCUGGCAUACCUGGCCUCCAUCAUGGGAAACACGCUCAUCAUCACCAUCACCUGGGCUGACCAUCACCUCCACACACCCAUGUACUUCUUCCUCAGCACUUUCUCCUUUGUGGAAUGCUGCUUCAUAACCACGGUGAUUCCUAAACUGCUGGCCAUCUUCCUGUCAGGGAGGCAAGUGAUUUCCUUUGCUGCCUGCUUCACACAAGCUUUUGUCUUUAUUUUCCUGGGGUCGACAGCUUUCUUCCUUAUGGUAGUGUUGUCUCUGGGUCGGUACCUGGCCAUUUGCAGACUUCUGCAUUGCUUCAGCAUCAUGAGCCCCAGGGUGAGCUCCCUCCUGGUCACUGCCUGCUUCACUUUGGGAUUCCUCUUCAUGGUGGUCCCAGUUGUCCAUCUUUCCCAGUUGUCCUUCUGUGGCCCCAAUGUCAUCCCCCACUUCUUCUGUGAUUUUGGGCCCUUGGCUAAGCUCUCCUGUUCUGACAGUAGAUCUACUGGAAUGUUGUUCUUCUACCUUGUGUUUCUGGGUCUUUUUACAUGCCUCCUUGUAACCAUCAUAGCAUACAGCAACAUCAUAGUCACCAUUGUGCGAGUCCUUAGACAGAAAGCUUUCUCCACCUGCUCGUCUCACCUCAUCGUCCUCUCUCUCAUGUACGGCAGCUGUCUUUUCAUCUAUGUGAAGCCAAAGCAGACGAGCAGGGUGGACUUCAACAGACAGGCUGCUCUGGUGAACACGGUGCUGACCCCAGUGCUGAACCCUGUCAUCUACACCCUGCGCAACCAGCAGGUGCACCAGGCUCUCAGGGGUGCCCUGUGCAGGGGGAAGUAG